GGCUCUGCUGCCCGCCCGCCCCGCUCCCGUCGGCCUGUGCGCGGCGGCGGCGGCGUUGCUGCCGGCCACGAUGAUCCACGAGCUGCUGCUGGCGCUGCGCGGCUACACCGGCGGCCUCUUCGUCGUCAGCGGGGCCGGCGGGGGCCUGCAGGUGUCCCCGGAGGCGCUGCCGCCCUUCCUGCACCCGAGCGAGGCCGGCCUGCUGGCCCGCGCCUGCCGCCUGGGCGCCUUCUACAUCCGCUUCAGCGAGUUCGUCGAGCAGGUCGCCGAGCAGGUCCAGCCGCCGCUGCUGCCGCUGCCGCUCCCGCCCCCCAACGCUGCCCCAACGCAGCCGACGCCGGAACUUCACCCCUCCCAGCAAGGGAUUUACCUCCGCGCUUUCUGCACUGGGCUUGACACGGUCCUGCAGCCCUACCGGCAGGCGCUGCUUGACUUGGAGCAGGAGUUUCUGGCUGAUCCUCAUCUUACUAUCUCACAUGUCAACUAUUCCCUAGACCAGUUUCAGCUCCUUUUCCCCUCAUUGAUGAUUGUGGUGGAGCAGAUAAAGACCCAGAAGAUUCAUGGCUGUCAAAUCUUGGAGAUUGUCAAUAAAUACAGCCGUGGCGGCCUGCCACCUGUGCGGCAUGCUCUAGAAAAGGUCUUGGCCAUGUGCCAUGCCGUUAUGUAUAAGCAGCUCUCUGCUUGGAUGCUGCAUGGGCUGCUCCUGGACCAGCAUGAAGAGUUCUUCAUUAAACCAGGUCCCUCUUCGGGGAUUGUCCCGGCCCAGCCUGAAGAGGACGAUGAUGAUCUGGGUAUCGGGGGGCUGACUGGGAAACAACUGCGAGAGCUGCAGGAUAUGAGGCUGAUUGAAGAGGAGAAUAUGUUGGCCCCUUCUCCAAAGCAGUUCUCUCUGCGAAUAGAAAUGUUGCCCUCCUACAUCCCUGUGCGUGUUGCUGAGAAAAUCCUCUUUGUGGGUGAAUCUGUCCAGAUGUUUGAGAGUCAGAAUGUGAGCCUGAGCAAAAAAGGCUCCAUCUUGAAGAAUCAAGAGGACACCUUCGCUGCUGAGUUGCAUCGUCUCAAACAGCAGCUUCUCUUCAAUUUGGUGGAUUUUGAAUCUGUGGUUGAUUGGAUACGGAGCACUGUGGCUGAGCACUUGUGGAAGCUGAUGGUGGAAGAAUCAGAUUUAAUAGGCCAGCUAAAGAUUAUUAAAGAUUUUUAUCUCUUGGGGAGAGGAGAACUGUUCCAGGCCUUCAUUGAUAUUGCACAGCAUAUGCUAAAGACGCCUCCCACGGCAGUGACUGAGCAUGAUGUGAACGUGGCGUUCCAGCAGUCAGCCCACAAAGUGUUGCUAGAUGAUGAUAACCUGCUCCCUCUCCUUCACCUGACCAUCUACUACCAUGGCAAGGAGUCCCGAGAUGCUUCUCAGUCACGUGAGGCACCUUCCCGGGAAUUAUCUCCCCAUGAAUCCCCCACAUCUGGCUGGGCUGCUCUAGGGCUCUCCUACAAAGUCCAGUGGCCGCUGCACAUCCUCUUCACUCCUGCUGUCCUGGAAAAGUACAACGUGGUCUUCAAGUACCUGCUAAGUGUGCGGCGAGUGCAGGCGGAGCUGCAGCAUUGCUGGGCCCUGCAGAUGCGAUGCAAAUGCCUGGAGUCCAGCAGGACAGAUGCCGUCAAGUGGCGGCUGCGCCAUCACAUGACUUUCCUUGUGGACAACCUACAGUACUACCUGCAGGUGGAUGUCCUGGAAUCUCAGUUCUCACAGCUCCUGCAACAGAUCAAUUCCACCCGUGACUUUGAGAGCAUCCGCCUGGCACAUGACCACUUCCUGAGCAAUCUCCUGGCACAGUCCUUCAUUCUGCUGAAACCAGCUUUCCACUGCCUCAAUGAAAUCCUGGAUCUCUGCCAUAGCUUCUGCUCAUUGAUCAGCCAGAACCGGGGACCCCUGGAUGAGCGAGGGACCAUCCAGCUGAGUAUUCUGGCCAAGGGCUUCAGCUGCCAGUCUUCACUUCUGUUCAAGAUUCUCUCCAGCGUUCACAACCACCAGAUAAAUUCAGACUUGGCUCAGUUGCUGUUACGCCUGGACUACAACAAGUACUUCACACAGGCUGGAGGCACUUUGGGAAGUGUGGGAUUAGAAUAGGAUAGUUCAGUCCGGUCAUGGAGGCUGUUGCCAACAUUUUUAGGAACUUGACUCAGAGCUGUCUGUCUCUGGUAGUGAGAGAGAUGCUGCGACUCCUGGAGGAAGAUGGAGAUGUGAAGCUUGAUGAGCAUCUUGGUUAUCGGAACUGCAGCAGCCUGUUUUCUUCAACUUCAGCCAUGGCACUUACAAACAAUUCUUCCCUCCCUGUUUAAUUAAAGCUUAAUUAAAUACAUAUUUUGUGCCGAGUUAUUUUCCAGAAGUGAAGUGAAAAUACAUGUGCCCUAGUAU
This is a messenger RNA of Elgaria multicarinata webbii, 2407 nucleotides long. It is a transcript of the gene TUBGCP4, whose product is annotated as tubulin gamma complex component 4. Gene Ontology annotation, molecular function: microtubule minus-end binding; gamma-tubulin binding. Gene Ontology annotation, biological process: spindle assembly; mitotic cell cycle; microtubule nucleation. The record is from RefSeq and is a predicted model, not a curated record. The transcript has 18 exons. Lineage: Eukaryota; Metazoa; Chordata; Lepidosauria; Squamata; Anguidae. The coding region runs from base 71 to 2119 and encodes 682 amino acids. Gene Ontology annotation, cellular component: equatorial microtubule organizing center; spindle pole; centrosome.